AUGUUCUCCAAGCAGGUUGUCGCUUUCGCCAUGGCGCUGGCCACCGCUGAGGCCGCCUACCAGGGCUUCAACUACGGCUCCACCAACGUCGACGGCAGCAGCAAGUACCAGGCCGACUACGAGACCGAGUUCCAGACCGCCAAGAACCUUGUCGGCACCUCGGGCUUCACCAGUGCUCGUCUUUACACCAUGAUCCAAGGCGGCACCACCAAUGACCCCAUCCAGGCUAUCCCCGCCGCCAUUUCCGAGGACACUUCCCUUCUGCUGGGUCUCUGGGCGUCCGGUGGCAACAUGGCCAACGAGAUUGCUGCUCUCAAGUCUGCCAUCGGAAAGUACGAUUCCCUCAGCAAGCAGGUUAUCGGUAUCUCCGUUGGCAGUGAGGACAUGUACCGUAACUCCGUCACCGGUUCCAAGUCCGGCGCCGGUCCCGGUCUUGGGCCCGAGGAGCUUGUUGAUUACAUCAAGGAGGUUCGCGCCGCCAUUGCUGGUACCAGCCUGAGCGGUGUUUCCAUCGGUCACGUCGAUACCUGGGACGCCUGGACCAACAGCUCCAAUGCCGCCGUCAUCGACGCUCUCGACUGGCUCGGCUUUGAUGGCUACCCUUACUUCCAGCUCACCAUGGCCAACGGCAUCGACAACGCCAAGGAGCUGUUUGAGGAGUCCGUCCAGAAGACCCAGAGUGUCGCCAAGGGUAAGGAGGUUUGGAUCACCGAGACCGGCUGGCCUGUCAGCGGUCCUAAGGAGGGUGACGCUGUUGCUUCCAUUGCCAACGCCCAGGAGUACUGGAACCAGGUUGCUUGCCCCCUGCUUGGCAACACCAACACCUGGUGGUACCUCCUCGACGACGCCGGUGCUAGCCCCAGCUUCGGUGUCACCUCCGGCCCCUCCAACACCACCCCUCUGUACGACCUGAGCUGCAAGUCCGUCAACUCUACCAGCUCCAGCUCUGCCGCCGGCUCCGAGAAGUCUGCCGUCAACAGCUCCGGUAGCUCCUCCUCUGGCUCCACCUCGGGUGCCUCUUCUACCGGUGCUUCUUCCACCGGUGCCUCCUCUGGCUCCGUUUCGAGCGACACUGGCGCCUCUAGCUUCAGCACCACCUCUGUCGCUUCCUCCACCCCCCUGACCUCCGCCACCAAGGCCGCCGGCUCCAGCUCCGGCUCCGGUUCUUCUGCCGGCUCCUCCGCUGGUAGCUCCUCCGGCUCCAGCUCUGGUUCCAGCUCUGGCUCCGGCUCCAGCUCCGGCUCCAGCUCCGGCAGCGCCGCCUCUGCUUCCUCCACCCAGUUCAACUCCGCCAGCCGCGCCUCCGGCUCGGUCUUCGGCGCCAUUGUUGCCGCCGUCGUCCUCGGCAUCGCUGUUUAA
Molecule: messenger RNA, 1359 nt
Organism: Penicillium cinerascens
Lineage: Eukaryota; Fungi; Ascomycota; Eurotiomycetes; Eurotiales; Aspergillaceae
Gene: bgt2
Product: GPI-anchored beta-1,3-endoglucanase EglC
Exons: 1
Coding region: 1-1359 (452 amino acids)
Biological process (GO): cell wall organization
Cellular component (GO): fungal-type cell wall; cell surface; extracellular region
Molecular function (GO): glucan endo-1,3-beta-D-glucosidase activity; 1,3-beta-glucanosyltransferase activity
Source: RefSeq, a predicted model, not a curated record